Molecule: messenger RNA, 1796 nt
Organism: Zeugodacus cucurbitae (melon fly)
Lineage: Eukaryota; Metazoa; Arthropoda; Insecta; Diptera; Tephritidae
Product: sensory neuron membrane protein 1-like
Exons: 8
Coding region: 102-1592 (496 amino acids)
Cellular component (GO): membrane; cytoplasm
Molecular function (GO): scavenger receptor activity
Source: RefSeq, a predicted model, not a curated record
GUUUCAAACAGUUACUUUUUCAAAUUCGCUACGAGCGUUUCAAAAAAGGAAGUGCUCCUUGGAAUAAAAUUCAUAAAAACGGUUUAAUAUAAAUAGUAAAAAUGUUUAAGAAAGUACUAAUCGGUUCGGCUAUUGCGCUCGUUUUGGGUAUCUUUAUUGGAUUUGUGGGGUUCCCCAAAUUGUUGAAGAAAAUGAUAAAAGGGCAAUUAAAUCUGAAACCUGGCAGUGAACCGCGGCAAAUGUGGGAAAAAUUCCCAAUCGCAGUAAAUUUCUCAAUUUACGUCUUCAACGUAACAAAUCCCGAUGAAGUGCAAAAUGGCGGAAAACCACGCCUGCAAGAGGUCGGACCAUUUGUAUUUGAGGAAUGGAAGGACAAAUACGAUUUGGAGGACUUUGAGGAUGAGGACGCGGUGGCCUAUAAUAUGCGCAAUACAUUCAUUUUUAGACCCGAUUUGGGGCUUAGCGGCGAGGAUUUAAUCGUGAUGCCACAUCCGCUUAUACAAGUCAUGUCUAUAGCCGUGAAGCGUGACAAGGAGGCUCUGAUCAACAUGAUAGCUGAGGGUAUUGGUGCACUUUUCAAGCCCACUACGCCAUUUGUGCGCGCACCUUUUAUGGACAUUUUCUUUCGAGGCAUCGAUGUGGACUGUUCCGUCGAACAUUUCGCAGCAACGGCGAUUUGUUUGAAUUUUCACACCGGCGCGGUGAAGGGCGCAGAGAAAGUGAAUGAAACACAUUUUAAAUUUUCGCUCAUGGGUGGGGCCAACCACACCGACGCUGGACGCUAUAAGGUCGCACGAGGCGUUAAGGUUAGUCAUGAUAUUGGGCGCGUACUGGAGUUUGACGACUCUGAAGAGCUGAGUGUCUGGGAUGGUGAUGAAUGUAAUCAGUUUCGCGGCACCGACACAACCAUCUUUGCGCCACUACUGAAGCCCGAAGAGGGUCUGUGGUCUUUUGCGGCCGAUUUGUGUCGUUCUUUGGGUGCGGAGUUCGAGAAGAAGACUAGCUAUGCAGGCAUACCAGCCUACUAUUAUACUAUAGACUUGGGCGAUCCAAAGAACGAUCCAGAUAAGCAUUGCUUCUGCAAAGAUUACCCGGACGACUGUCCACCUAAGGGUACCAUGGAUCUCACGCUGUGUAAUGAGGCCCCCAUGAUUGUUUCGUUGCCGCACUUUUUCAAAGCCGAUCCGAAAUUGGUUGCGGAUGUAGAUGGUCUGAAUCCGCAAGAGGAUAAGCAUGGUGUAUUCAUUAUUUUCGAAAGGAUAUCCGGUACACCACUGUCUGCUGCUAAGCGUCUGCAAUUUAGCCUAUCCGUGAUGCCCGUACCAGAAAUUGAGGUUAUGAAGAACUUACGCACACUCACCAUGCCACUCUUUUGGGUUGAAGAAGCGGCAAGUUUGGACAAGACAUGGACGGAUAUGUUGAAGAAGAAGGUUUUCUUAGUCAUCAAAAUUAAUAAUGUCUUUAAAUGGAUUUCUACAAUUUUCGGUGCAUUGGGCUUAAUAGUCAGCCUCUAUAUGCUAUAUGGUAAAAAUCAACUUACCACAACAGAUGUAACACCAACAACCGAAGUCAAUACGAUCGAUAAACAUUAAAGAAAUUAGCGCGUAAUUUAAAGAACAUAAGUGACGUGGCGAUAAUAAGUUUAGAGCAUGUAAUUGAAACUUAGUAAAUGUAUUUCUUUGUUGUAGUUAUUGUAGUACGAGCGUCAUAUAUGUAUAUACAUAUAUAUUAUUAUUGUAACAGUAAUUGACAAGCAAUUGAAUAAAUGUGAAAUAGUGACGAUUUUUGCAAUCAUA